AGCGCAAUUUCCGAGAUGGCUAUAAAGCUUCCUGAGUUGAAAAACGCUGAGGAAGAUGAAUGUGCGUCUGAAAAGCCUGAUUUCCACCAUUCUUUCUCUCAGCUGUGCUCUGAGAACAGAAGUGGCAAACACAGAAGCCCCGUGUGCUACAGACAGACCCCUCAGCCGAGAGGAAGGAAUUACUCGCUUGCGGAGAGCGUUCCGGUUGAGAUCACAGCUCAGCGAGAAAAUAGAAGCCGACAAGGCUGGCCUGAGCUCUCCUGCGGACAUGCCGACUCUCCUGCCACGCUGGACUGUCCCGUCGUCUCCAGGGGAAGACAUCUCCAAGGAGUGCCCGUGCGCAGCGGAGAUGCCGCCUUCCCCAAAGCCAUGGACAACGUGACGGUGCGGCAGGGGGAGAGCGCCACGCUCAGGUGCUCCGUGGAUAACAGAGUCACCCGAGUGGCCUGGCUGAACCGCAGCAGCAUCCUCUAUGCCGGCAAUGACAAGUGGUGCUUGGACCCUCGGGUGGUGCUCUUGGCCAACACCAAAACCCAGUACAGCAUCCAAAUCCAAGAUGUGGACGUGUACGACGAAGGCCCCUACACCUGCUCCGUGCAGACAGACAAUCACCCGAAGACAUCGCGUGUCCAUCUCAUCGUGCAAGUGUCUCCGAAAAUUACCGAGAUCUCUUCUGACAUCUCCAUCAAUGAAGGUGGCAACGUCAGCCUCACCUGUAUAGCCACGGGCAGGCCAGAUCCAACAAUCACCUGGAGACACAUCUCACCCAAAGCCGUGGGCUUCGUCAGCGAGGAUGAGUACCUGGAGAUCACGGGCAUCACGCGGGAGCAGUCCGGGGUGUACGAGUGCAGCGCCUCCAACGACGUGGCGGCCCCUGUCGUCCGGCGAGUCAAAGUCACCGUCAACUACCCGCCGUACAUCUCGGACGCGAAGAGCACCGGGGUGCCGGUGGGGCAGAAGGGCAUCCUGCAGUGCGAGGCCUCCGCCGUCCCCUCCGCCGAGUUCCAGUGGUACAAGGACGACAAGCGGCUGGCCGAAGGACAGAAAGGGUUGAAAGUGGAAAACGAAGCCUUCUUCUCCAGGCUGACCUUCUUCAAUGUCUCCGAGCAGGACUACGGCAACUACACCUGCGUGGCCUCCAACCAGCUAGGAAACACCAACGCCAGCAUGAUCCUCUACGAAGAGACAACUACCGCUCUGACACCCUGGAAAGGCCCCGGCGCGGUGCACGACGGCAACAACGGCGCGUGGCGGCGAGCCGGCGGCGCGUGGCUGCUGCCACUCUCGCUCGCCCACCUGCUCCUCAAGUUUUGACCCGAGCGCCGGCCCGCGCGGUAGCGGCGGCCCCCGCAGCGGCGGCGAGCGAGCGCCGGAUGAAAGAAGAAGAAGAAGAAGAAGAAGAAGAAGUAUUCACUGUUUCAGAAAAUAAUCAUAAGAAUUGAGAGAGUAGCCGGCCAGGCAACCCGGGAGAGGGGGCGAGAGGAAAAAACGCACCGAAAUGAGAAGAGAAAGGAAUCCGGAAAGAACCCGAACGCCAGGCUUCCUGCUGAAGAUGCAACGUGACCGAGUCUUUUUCUUUCCCGUUUUUGCCCCCUCCGUCACGCCCUCCCCAUCUUUUCUUCGGCUCCGCGGCGGGCGAGCGCGCGGCUCCCCGGGAGCGGUCGGUCCGUUCGGGCGAAGGGCUUCGCCGCCCUCCGCGCGCUCGCCCCGCUCCGCCCCGCGUCUCGUUCUUUGGCGAAAUUUCCCCGUUUUUUUGUGGACCGUGCUGCCAUUUGUGUUCCUAAAAUCACACAGCCAUUUUUUUAUAUAUAUAUAUAUAUAUAUAUAUAUAUAUGUAUACACACACAUCCUGCUUUACAUAUAUAUAUAUAUAUAUAUAUAUAUACACAUAGGUAGAUAGAACUAAAAAGUUCCAGCGAGGAUGCGAAGGCCGAGGAGGAAAGCGAAGCGGUCGCUACCCACGCGUUCAUUGUACUACACGCGGACAUUGUGAAUAAUAAGGGAUUCCGAGUCAUUCUUGGUUUUAUUAAUUAUAUUUUCUGAUACGAGCCUAGAACUGUUAGUUCAUAAAACGUGAACACGCAAAAAAAACAGAGCGAGGAAGGAAGACCGGGGGAAGGAGCGGAGCGAAGAAGCGCGCCGCCGCGGCGCGCGCCGCGGGCCCGCUCGCCCGGCGCUCCCGAGGGCCGGGGCGACGCUCGCCGCGCGUCCGGCCGGAGGCGGACGCUUAUUCUUUUUGUGGGAUAUAUAUAUACAGUAUAUAUAAAUAUACAUAUAUAUAUAUAUAAAUUUUUUUUUUUGUUGUCGUUAGCGUUCUAGCCACAGUUUUCAGCAGGGUCCUUUUGCUGCCAUUACUGCAUGCUGUAUAUGGAGUUAGGUGCGUAUCGGUCUUCUAGGAGACGACGGAGCGUCUCGGCGGACGCGCGACCGAUUCCCGGGCGGCGCCGGGGGCGGGCGGGCGGAGGGAGCGGCGGCGUCUCGCCGGCGGUCGGGGGCGGCGUCCCUCUCGGUCGGCCCCGGCCGGGCGGCUCGGGGCGUCGGCGCGGCGCUGGCGGGAAUCGGCGGGACCGAGGGAAAGGCCUCGAUCUAUAUGGCUCCGUUUUAUAUAUAUAUAUAUGUAUAUGUGUGCGUGCGUGUGCGUGUGUGUGUGUGUAUAUAUAUGUAUAUAUAUAUAAGAGAAGGCGAACCGAUCGGUCGCCGGCCGCCCCCCGCGACCCGGCCGUCGGCCGAAUCCGACGCGGGGAAAAGCGACGCCCCUCGCUUUCGGCGGGGGUUUCUCCUUUUGUCGGUUUUGGGGCUUCGGGCUCGGUUUUUCAUUUUUCGUUUCCCCCCUUCUCCGCGGACGGGAGCGGCGCGGAGGCGCCCGCCGCGGCGGCGGGGGCGCGCGGCUCGCCGCGGCGGCGAGGGGAGGGCUCUCUCUGCCUGUCCAUUAAAACAAUUGUUCCAUGUG
Dromaius novaehollandiae (emu) is the source of this 2950-nucleotide messenger RNA. RefSeq names its product protein CEPU-1. Bases 16 to 1314 code for a protein of 432 amino acids. The record is from RefSeq and is a predicted model, not a curated record. The transcript is spliced from 10 exons. NCBI's taxonomy places the organism in Eukaryota, Metazoa, Chordata, Aves, Casuariiformes, Dromaiidae.